Messenger RNA from Oryzias melastigma (Indian medaka), 3648 nucleotides. RefSeq names its product EH domain-containing protein 2. Gene Ontology annotation, cellular component: plasma membrane; cytoplasm. Bases 577 to 2214 code for a protein of 545 amino acids. The transcript is spliced from 6 exons. Gene Ontology annotation, molecular function: calcium ion binding; GTP binding; protein binding. NCBI's taxonomy places the organism in Eukaryota, Metazoa, Chordata, Actinopteri, Beloniformes, Adrianichthyidae. Gene Ontology annotation, biological process: endocytosis; endosomal transport. The record is from RefSeq and is a predicted model, not a curated record.
UGGUGAAGUUCCAUUAUGACAUUUUAUUGGUAUUGAAGAGAAAACAAUUCUUUGUUUAUUAGGAGUUUGAGGGAAAAUAAGCUAAAAGUUCUAGUUUAAGCAAACAAAACAUAAAAUAUUUUCAUAGCACCAAAUGUCUAUUUAUCUAAUUCAUCCGAUUAUCUCCAAUUUUUCUCAUUUUAAUCAACUUAAUCCUCAGUGUGCUGCACCACCCAUACAGAAGCAAACAACAGGUAUUAGUUUGUUUUUAAUCAGAUCACAUUGACUUGAAAGCCCUUUCUCAAAUUAAGGGAACUACCAGAACUAUAAUCACUGCGGAUCAUUCUUGCCAAGAUCGUCCCUGGUCAUCAACAAAGCCUGAACUGCACUCCACCCUGUCCCUCUUGAUGCUGGCCCUGUGUUCGACGCAGCUGCAGGCUCCAGUUACGCCCUCUCCACCCUCUCCGUGUCCCGCUGCAGGAUGGAGCAGACAGCUGAGAGAAUCAGAGGAUUUCAGUUGUGCAAGUUCUCCCAGUUUGCUCUUUAGAACCCGAGCUGCGUGCACAUAGAACCCUUCAAGACUACAGCUUUUCUAGCAUGUCUUUAAGAAGAUUUAGGAGAACUCCUAAAAUACUGGAGGACGUCAACAUGGUGACGGAGGAGCUGAAGAACCUUUAUUACAAAAGGCUGCUACCCAUCGAGAAAUACUACGCUUUCCAUCACUAUCACUCGCCGAGCUACGAGGAUGCAGAUUUCGACAACAAGCCCAUGGUGCUGGUGAUGGGUCAGUACUCAACGGGAAAGACGACUUUCAUCAGGUAUCUCAUCGAGCAGGACUUUCUUGGUAGCAGAGUGGGACCAGAGCCAACCACCGACUGCUUCACUGCCCUCAUGUAUGGACCAGGGGAACAAAUCAUUCCUGGGAACGCCCUCACAAUGGACCCAAAAAAGCCUUUUCGACACCUGGACCCGUUUGGAAAUUCUUUUCUCAACAGGUUUCAGUGUGUCCAGAUGCCAAAUAAAGUCCUUGAAAACAUCAGCAUAAUCGACACCCCGGGCAUCCUGACAGCUGCCAAACGAAAACUAAGCCGAGGCUACGACUUCCAAGCAGUCCUCCGCUGGUUUGCAGAGCGUGUGGAUCGGAUCAUCCUGCUGUUUGAUGCACAUAAACUCGAGUUCUCGGAUGAGCUCACCCACGCUUUUGGGGCUCUGUGUGGCUACGAGGACAAGCUGCGUGUGGUUCUCAACAAAGCCGACAGAGUGGACUCUCAGCAGCUCGUGAGGGUGUAUGGCGCCCUCAUGUGGUCAUUAGGGAAAGUGUUUCGAACCCCUGAGAUUCUGCGGGUUUAUAUUGGAUCCUUUUGGUCGGAGCCCAGACAGAAAUGUGACCACUUCAAGCUCAUAGAGCUGGAGGAGGAGGACUUACUGACGGACAUAAGGAAUCUGCCACGCAACGCUGCUGUGCGCAAGCUGAACGACCUGGUUAAGAGGGCACGUUUAGUGAGGGCUCAUGCACAUAUUAUCAGUUACCUGAAGCAAAAGAUGCCAACAUUUUUUUGCAAAGAAAACAAGAGACACAAUCUUAUCUACGAGCUCCCUGCAAUCUUCACCAAGAUCCAGCAACAGCACAGAGUUCCAGCUGGUGACUUCCCAGACUGCACCAAGAUGCAGGAAAAACUUCUGGGUCAAGACUUCUCAAAGUUCAAGGCACUGAAGCCAAGUCUGAUGGCCUCCUUGGACAAACUGCUCACCACUGACAUAGCCAGUUUGAUUCCUUUACUCCAACAACAGGAAGAAAGAAAAAAGUCCCUGCCUGGCAUGCUGGAUGGGGAGUUUCUGGGGACGUUUAGACGUGAGUAUUUCAAAAAAGACCCAUUCAAGGAGCUUCCCAGAGACGAUGACAGCAGCGAGAUGGACUUUGAUGAAUGGGUUGUGGAGAAAUGCAAGCCUAAAUACGAUGAGAUUUUCUACAGUCUAAGUCCACGCGAUGGAAAGCUUAGUGGAACCAAAGUCAAAGAGUGGAUGACCACCACCCUCCUCCCCAACUCUGUUCUUGCUCACGUCUGGAGGUUGUCUGAUGUCGACGGGGAUGGCAUGCUGGACAACGAGGAGUUUGCUUUAGCAGUCCACCUCAUCGAGGGAAAACUGGAGGGAUACUGGCUGCCCAGAGAGCUGCCCUCCCAUUUGGUGCCGCCAUCAAAACGGCCGAGUUCGGAGAGUGAGACACCAGAAUAGAGCUCUAAGUACUGAAAGAAAGGCUCAAUAUCCAUCCAUCUGUCUAUCCAAACCCUUCAUGUAUCCAUCCAUCCACCCUCCCAUCUAUUCAUUGAUAUAUUCAUCUAUCUAUCCACCCAGUUAUCCAUAUAUCCCUCUGAUCAAUUCAUUCAUCUAACCAGAUUUAGAUUUAUAUUCACUGUAUAGUUCCUUGCAGGAUAUUGUGUGUUCAGAUUUACAAUCCAUCCCUCCAUUACUGGAUCCAUCCAUCCAUCCGUGGAUCCACCUAUACAUCCAGUUGUUUAUCUAUCCUUCCAUCCAUUUAUUCAUAUAACCAGAUUCAGAUUUACUUUAUUAUCCCUAGGUGGAAUUGCAUAUUCAGAUUUAUCAACCACCUCUCAAUCAAUUCUUCAUCCAUUCGUUCAUCUAUCCAUCUCUCCAUUCAUUCAUCUAUUAGUUUGUCUAUCCAUCCAUCACAAAUGGACAGACACCAAUCCAAACUGUCAGCUCAAAUGACUCAAAAUGUGUGUAAAACAUGAUUAACAUGAUCUAAUCCAGCUUGACUGACAUACUUUUUGUAAUUAAUCAGUAUUAACCCAGCAAUCAUAGUAAUGACUAUAAAUGAAAAGCAUUUAAUGUCAUCAAUAAUGUGUAGCAUCUGCUGCCUUGCUUGAACUUUUUACUAACUCACCAAGAUGGCAAAAGCGACCGUAAAACCCAGGAGAGCAGAGACAAGCUCCAUGUGAGCGGUGGCAGGGUCCGUCGUUGAGGCAUUUACACUUGGCUUUGCAGUGACGCCCGAAAUACCCCCUCGGACAACCUGUGUGUGUGAGAACAAUGUCAUAUGACUCUUUUUAAUCCAUCAUGUAUCAUCUUGUUUUGUUCUGUGUCAUUAGUCACUAAAUUCUCUAAACAUAAUCUAUGGAACAACAUCCAUACACCAUGGUGUCUGGCAUUUUCACCUAAGUGACACCAAAGGACAACAUUUUGAAGUUACAACCACAAGUUUCUACAAUUUAGAAGAAAAGUAAUUUUUUUUAAUAUUUGCUACCUAAGCUCAAGUUGGUUUUGUGAGGUCAUUUAUGAUAUCUGAUGUGCAAAUAAAUGCCCAGAACAACAGAGCAUCCUUUCCUGUGAUAAGUGAUAUGUCUAUGAUGUAAUAAUUCAGUAAAACAACCAUGUGAGAAACCAUGUAGCGUGGUUUUGUUGGUGUAAACAAGUGAAUGUAAACAACUUCAACAGCUGUGUUCAUACUUUUGAAGCUACAUCAACUUAUUUGGAGAAUUCCUUUUUUAUUUUUAUUUUUAAUAAAAAUGUCUCAAUAUUCAGUGUGAUCAUAUUUAUUCACGUUGAAAUCAUUUGAAUAAGCUGUAAAUAAUUUUACAUUGUGUUUUUUGAAAUGAUAAAAUUAGAACAAAUUCUAGCAUGUACAUAAAGUAACAAUAAGCUGCUAAA